Messenger RNA from Arabis nemorensis, 168 nucleotides. Lineage: Eukaryota; Viridiplantae; Streptophyta; Magnoliopsida; Brassicales; Brassicaceae. The record is from the annotation of a GenBank genome assembly.
AUGUCACGUCAUGCCUGGGUUCCCAAGCGAUGGUUAACGUAUAAGACGAGGCGUAACAACAACAAAGAUAUGAGUGAGUAUGGACCAAUACGAGUACUUGAUGUAAACUCAAAUUUGAAAUUUGUUAGGUCUCUGGGUAAUGGUAUUGUAACAAAUGACUCUGAUUAG